Messenger RNA from Synchytrium microbalum, 1086 nucleotides. RefSeq lists its product as uncharacterized. Lineage: Eukaryota; Fungi; Chytridiomycota; Chytridiomycetes; Synchytriales; Synchytriaceae. The transcript is spliced from 9 exons. Bases 1 to 1086 code for a protein of 361 amino acids. The record is from RefSeq and is a predicted model, not a curated record.
AUGGAAAUCUAUCUCGCUUUACUUGUGUUGGCCGGUUUGGCUGCUGUAUCCAAGGCAGAUCCGAUUUCGAGCUGUACUAGUUUUUAUACCGUUCAAUCGGGAGAUUACUGCUAUGCCAUCGCAAUGAACAACGGCGUAUCAAGCUACCAAGUCCUGGAACAAUUAAACUCUGCUGGUACACCAAUGACUUGUGCAGGUGGUGCAGACCUCCUCCCUGGCCAAGUAAUCUGUAUCGCUGCAUCCGGAGCAUCCGCUCAAGAAUGUGGGAGUGGAAUUGGAUCUUGUGCGACUGGAUGUUGUUCGCAGUAUGGAUUCUGUGGUACCUCAUCUGCACAUUGCGAAGCUUGUUAUGCUAGUCGGAUGGCCGAUGUGGAGCAGAUGUUGGAAUUUCUUGUACUGGAGGCCAGUGCUGCUCACAAUAUGGGUACUGCACGAUCAUGUAUUAUGCAGGGCUCAUCUUCUGCAUACUGUGAUAUUGGCUGCCAAUCCGCAUUUGGAUCAUGCACGAGCUCUUCCGGUGGCUCCGGCUCAUGUACACCCAGCACAGUCACUACAACAGUAACAAGUGCCACUGUUACAGUCACCAAAACUACAACUGUCACUUUGUUCACUCCUGCCCCUGUAACUGUUUUCGUUACCGGUUUUGGCGCACAAGCAUAUACUCCAGUAGCAUCACCAACGACAGUAGAUUGUACUCCGAUCGCAUCUCCCACAGCCACAGACGCUACUCCAAUCGCAUCUCCCACGGCAACGGACGCUACUCCCAUAGCAUCACCAACUGCAACAGACGCCACUCCGGACGCGACUCCGAUGGCGUCGCCCACGGCAACAGACGCCACUCCAAUCGCAUCACCCACAGCCACAGACGCUACUCCCACAGCAUCACCCACUGCUACAGAUGCCACUCCCAUGUCAUCUCCCACCGCAACAGACGUUACCCCACUGGCAUCACCAACAGACGCUGCAGGAGCAGCGUCACCAACAGACCCUGCUCCUGUACCAUCACCAACGGACACUGCUCCUGUACCUUCACUUACUGUAACAGAUUUUACCCCAGCCCCAUCCUCAAAUCCAACCGCACUCUAG